AUGGCAUCGUGGCUACAAAUCCCCAAGAAUUCGCCCUUUUCGCUGGCCAACAUUCCGUUCGGCAUCAUCUCGGCCCAAUCCGCAUCAAAAGUCGCUGCAAUUGCGAUCGGUGAUUAUGCACUGAACUUGAGCGCGUUUGCUUCCUCUGGUGGCUUCUCACAGCUUCCCGCAAUUCAGCAACAUUUGGGUGUUUUCAGCCAACCAACACUAAACGACUUUGCUGCCCUAGGUCGCCCCAUGCACCGACAGGUGCGCGAAUAUCUACAGAACGUCUUCCGUGCCGAUACACAAUUCCCUCAGGUUCUCAAGGAAAACGAUUCUCUCCAGAAGUCAGCUCUUCUUCCCUUGUCUCAGGUCACCAACCACGUCCCUAUGCAGAUUGGCGACUACACCGAUUUCUACGCCGGUCUCAAUCACGCCUACAACAUCGGCGUUCUUUUCCGUGGCCCAGACAAUGCCCUUCAGCCUAACUACAAGCAUCUUCCUGUUGCUUACCACGGCCGCGCUUCCUCGGUUGUAGCUUCUGGUACACCCCUCCACCGUCCUCAGGGUCAAAUCCUGGCCAACCCAGCGGCGGACCCCAAGGUUCCUACUUUCUCUCCUUGCAAGAAGCUCGACAUCGAGUUGGAGCUUGCAUGCUUCAUUAGCAAGCCGAAUGAUCUCGGCAAGCCUGUCCCAAUUGAUGAAGCCGAGGACCACAUCUUCGGUCUGGUGCUCAUGAAUGACUGGUCCGCUCGUGACAUCCAGGCUUGGGAAUACGUUCCUCUGGGCCCCUUCAACGCAAAGAACUUUGGUACCACCAUCACCCCUUGGGUGGUGUUGAUUGAUGCUCUUGAGCCUUUCCGCGCUGCCGGUCUGGAGCCUGGCAACCGCGAGUCUCUGCUGCCUUAUCUGCGUGAGAAGCGCGCCGAGAAUGCAUAUGAAAUUCCUCUCGAUAUCGAAGUCACCAACCCGGGUGGCCAGCCUACUAUAAUUGCUAAGAGCAAUUCCCGUAACUUGCUCUACUCCUUCCCUCAGAUGGUUGCCCACCACACUAUCACCGGUUGCAACCUGCGCACUGGUGACUUGCUGGGAUCUGGUACCAUCUCUGGCACUGAGGCUAAGACUCAGGGUAGUUUCUUGGAACAAACGAACGGAAAGACGCCUCUCAAGUUGGCUGAUGGCUCGGAGCGCAUGUUCCUUGAAGACGGUGACACUGUGACUCUGCGUGGAAUGGCUGGUACCGAAGGCAACUAUGUCGGCUUCGGCGACUGUGUUGGUACCAUCCUUCCUGCUGUUUCUCUACAGUAA
Penicillium soppii is the source of this 1290-nucleotide messenger RNA. It is a transcript of the gene fahA, whose product is annotated as fumarylacetoacetate hydrolase FahA. Bases 1 to 1290 code for a protein of 429 amino acids. Gene Ontology annotation, biological process: L-tyrosine catabolic process; homogentisate catabolic process; L-phenylalanine catabolic process. The record is from RefSeq and is a predicted model, not a curated record. The transcript has a single exon. Gene Ontology annotation, molecular function: fumarylacetoacetase activity. Lineage: Eukaryota; Fungi; Ascomycota; Eurotiomycetes; Eurotiales; Aspergillaceae.